AUGCGCUCCUUUGGUAGAGACGACCAUGGACCAGACCAACGCUACGAGAGCUCAGGCCGGAACCCUUCCGAGGAAGGCGAUGAGUCCUCCUGUUCCGCCAUCACUGUCCGCCUCCCACAGUACUGGGCCCAGCAUCCUUCGGCGUGGUUUCUUCAGGCCUAUUCGCAAAUUCAAGUCGCUGGUAUGAGCUCUGAAGCCUCAAAGUUUCAUUACGCCAUUGCAGCGCUCUCGCCCGCCGCCAUUGACGAUGUAGCAGAUUUCUUGAACUCCCCAUUGUCUGCCACCCCCUAUGACGAACUCAAGGCAGCCCUGCUACAGCGCACAGUGACUUUACAGCGCUCUCGCAUCCAGCAGCUUCUGUCCGCAGAAAAACUCGGCUACCGACACCCUAGUCAACUUCUUCGCCGAAUGAGGCAUCUGCUCAGAAACAACGUGCGAUCCACAGAAGACGCGCUGUUGCGCAAAUUGUUUUUGCAACGACUGUCGGCUAACGUGCACAUGGUCCUUGCGACAGCCUCUACCAUGGAUCUUACUGAACUUGCCGCUGUGGCCGACAAAGUCAUGGAAGUAGCCGCCCCAACGACCGCAGCCACGGCAUCGUCUCCGGGUGACAAUACAAACGCCCUGCAAACCCUUCCCUGCUCUUCAGUAGCGCAAUCUUCGCUCGACGCCUUUCGUGAGCGCCUGGAACACAUAAUCUGUGGAGCGGAACAUCGCGGCAGGUCAUCUGGUCGCCCACGCAGCCGUAGUUCUAGGAAAUCAAGACGCAGGGGCACCCGCAAUGAAACAUGA
This is a messenger RNA of Dermacentor albipictus, 792 nucleotides long. Lineage: Eukaryota; Metazoa; Arthropoda; Arachnida; Ixodida; Ixodidae. The record is from RefSeq and is a predicted model, not a curated record.